Fomitopsis serialis is the source of this 1689-nucleotide messenger RNA. Its product is annotated as P-loop containing nucleoside triphosphate hydrolase protein. The record is from RefSeq and is a predicted model, not a curated record. Lineage: Eukaryota; Fungi; Basidiomycota; Agaricomycetes; Polyporales; Fomitopsidaceae. The transcript is spliced from 7 exons. Gene Ontology annotation, biological process: double-strand break repair via synthesis-dependent strand annealing; replication fork reversal; interstrand cross-link repair. Gene Ontology annotation, molecular function: four-way junction helicase activity; hydrolase activity; ATP binding. The annotation marks the transcript as partial.
UGGAUCUAUCCGCUUAACCACCCGAAGCGCGACUACCAGUUCAAUAUCGUAAAGCAUUGUUUCUUCGAGAACACACUUGUGGCAUUACCAACCGGACUAGGGAAGACGUUCAUCGCCGGCGUUGUCAUGUUGAACUUUUUUCACUGGUUCCCAGAUGGUAAAGUUAUCUUUCUUGCGCCAACGAAGCCCCUGGUCGCGCAACAAAUAGAUGCCAGCCACAAGUCAUGUGGCAUACCAGGUAGUCACGCUGCCGAGCUCACAGGCGAGACGUCUCGAGCGAAGCGACUAAAUGCUUAUACGAGCAAGCGAGUGUUCUACAUGACGCCGCAAACACUGCUGAGCGAUCUGAUCUCCGAGACUUGCAACCCGCUAGAUAUCAUCCUGAUUGUAAUCGACGAGGCACAUAAAGGUUCGGGCGAGCACGCCUACACUCAAGUCAUCCGAUGCAUGAUGGCGAAGAACCCACACUUCCGUGUCCUUGCAUUGACGGCCACGCCUGGCGGCACACCCGAGGCCACGCAGGGAAUCGUGGAUUGCUUGCAUAUCAGCCACAUCGAGGCUCGAGACGAGGAGAGCCUUGACAUCCGCAACUACGUCCACAAGAAGGAAAUUACCAAGCACCUCAUCCCGAUGAGUGGUGAUAUCCUCAAGCUGCGCGAUCUCCUCAUCAAGAUCAUGCAGGUGCGGCUGUGCAACCCCAUAUUAAAAUGGCAAACUUACAUUGCCAUUCAAGCCACUCAUCAAGACUAUUCAGGGUCGCGGCGCAAUGCAUGGCUCCCCCGAUCCAGUUAUGCUGCACUCCUUCAGAACACGAACAUGUGCUGCGGCACCUUGAACAGCUUGCUGUCCGGGGUAGACAAUGAAGCGGUCAACAAGCAAGUAAGCAAGAGCCAGCAAGACUUGCAGAAAGACCGCAACUUUCAGGCUCUCAUCAAGGAGAUUGAGGACCAGAAGAACCGCGGCUUUUCCUUGCACCCCAAGAUGGAGAAGCUGCGCACACUGCUCAUACAGCAUUUCGCGAACCGCAUGAUCGACCAGGAAGACGUCGAGGAUAACGAUCGAGGUCCAAGCGGCGCGGAAGAUUCACGCGUUAUGGUUUUCGCCUCCUACAGAGAUUGUGUAGAUGAACUUGUGGAGAUGCUCAGCAAGGAGUCUCCUCUGGUCCGGGCGACGCGCUUCAUUGGUCAAGCGACUGACAAGCAGGGUAGAUCAGGCCUCGCGCAGCGGGAACAAGUAGAGGUCAUCAAGCGAUUCAAAGCGGGGGAAUUCAACGUCCUCGUAGCGACGUCUAUCGGAGAAGAAGGUCUCGACAUCGGCGAAGUCGAUAUGGUAGUUUGUUAUGAUGCCCAGAAGGCACCGAUUCGCAUGUUGCAACGCGCCGGUCGGACUGGCCGUAAGCGCUGUGGCGUUGUGCACGUCUUACUCGCCGAAGGCCGUGAAGACGGCAAUUGGGAAAAGGCGAAGGAGAAAUACAAGUUUUCCCAGGACUACAUAGUCAACGCUGAAGAGCUCGAGCUCUAUGCCGACGUUGAACGACUCUUGCCUGACCACGUCAAGCCCGAAUGUGUGGAAAGGGUCCUGGAGGUCGAGGAGUAUGUGCGCGAGGAGAAGGUACUAAGGAAACGCUCUCAUGCAAAUGCGACUGGCUCUCCGAAGGGCAAGAAGCGUAAGCGGGAUGACGAUCUAUGA